Stegostoma tigrinum is the source of this 5900-nucleotide messenger RNA. RefSeq lists its product as uncharacterized. NCBI's taxonomy places the organism in Eukaryota, Metazoa, Chordata, Chondrichthyes, Orectolobiformes, Stegostomatidae. The transcript is spliced from 6 exons. The record is from RefSeq and is a predicted model, not a curated record. Bases 203 to 1729 code for a protein of 508 amino acids. Gene Ontology annotation, biological process: nervous system development.
UCUGAGCAAUGUGCCAGCAGCCAGAUCAUAGACAAGUUGUCGUCUGAAAGCCAUGAGACAGAAAAGACAGCAGCGUUCACAACGGAGUGUCAAACAGUUCGGAGCCGCUGGGAUGUGUGGGUUAGAUUAAAAAUAGUAUCAGUGCGACUGAAGACCGGAGUUCAUAGCAUAAUCCAUUACUCGAUGCGGCAGUUUUGACGGAAUGUUUCGAUUAGUGUUUGUCUUUCUCCUCAUCAAUGGUACUGGAGCCUCUGGUGGAGGGCAGCAGUCUGCAGAAUACUCACCAGGUGUGGCCUAUGAGUCUGUCCAUUCUCAGUACAUGCCCAACCCUGCUGCCGUUGACCACCUCUACUUGGGAGAACCAAUUGUUUUUGACGCAAGUCCUCAGUUUGAAACCUUAGCUGUUCACAAAUCACAAACCGGGAACAGAGAUGCCAUUCUCGACGUGACUAGGAUCUUACCUGACCCUGUUCUACAGGGGCCCUAUGGAAAUGAAGACGAAGAAUAUAAUGAGGUUGGGAACUCUGACACAUGCAUAUCCAACAGCUGUGCUGUCGAUCCUACACCAGACCCUGGAUUUCUGAGCAUUUCAAACUCAUCUCCUCAGGAUUUGAAAGGCCCAAAUUUAAAUGCUGGGUUUCUCUCAAACGCUGCUUUUGUUCCCACUUUCCAUGAGGCAACGGAGGGAAGUGGUGACAUGCAUGAACAGCUGCUUGAUCGUAAUGGAGCUGACCCUAAAUCCCAAAGGAUAAUCGGGUCAGAAAUCAAAGAAAUCACUGGAAGGUACAAAAGCUUGGUAACUCCUGUUUCCAAAGAAAAUCAACCAGAAAACAGCUUGACUACGCUUCACACAUUAAAUCCUCGGCCAGCACAGGACUCUACCACCCCAACAAAAUCCAUCAUUAGUUUCCAAGAGACCAUGUCUACAACAGAUGGGCUGUUGGUAGACAGCAGGAGGGAGAACAACAAUAAGACAGUUCCAGAGAGGACAUCAACCAGAACACGAAAGAUAUCAAAUAGCCAUUGGCCAAUCAAAUCAGCAACGGUUCCUGAGCCAAAUACAGAUCAGAGCUCAAAUGAUUCCUGGAUUGCUUGUAAUCCAGGAUAUAUCCGUGAAAACAACUCCUGUUGGUCUGUGUGUGAAGUCAUUCCCGAUUACUGUUUGAAUGGAGGUAAAUGUGGAGUCAUCGAAAACAUUGGCGUGUUUUGCAGGUGCAGUGAGAAGGAACACACUUGGUACAAAGGACAGCGCUGUCAAUCAGUUCUUACAGAGAUUCAGCUCACGUGUAUAUUGAUUGGGGCGUGCUUGCUCGUUCUUCUCCUAUUCCUCACGCUGCUGGGAGCCUUUGCUAUAAAACUACGGUCUCUAAAAAAUGAACAGCAAACAUUUGACUCCAGAAGCAAGCUGUGGAUUUCCUCAACACCACACAUCAACUCUUCUUUCUUCUCUGAAAUAAGCCAGCAGGGAAGUUGUUUCCCAUUGGCUAGCCAUACCCCCAACUCUCAAUCCACACCGAUCAGUGAGAAUCACCCGACUCAGGUGUUUUCCAAUUCUUUUCAGGGAAGCUUUAAAUCACAGCAGAAUGUGCAGAAAGAGGGUUUGACCAGAAGCCAUGGUGAAGAUAUGGCAUUGAACAUUCAAAACACUUGGAUUUCAAAGUGUAAUGGAAAUGCUGAGGUUGAUCACGAUGUUUGCAUUCUUUGGAGAACUGAACGGACAGCCGUUUGAUGGCCAUCAGCAGUUGGGAGUGUGAGUGAACCUAAAUAGUCAUCAAAUAUAAAUCUCAGAGCAAUGACCAACAUCGAACAUAGAACUCUAAAACGUAAGAACUGACUACAAACCACAGACUAAAUGACACAAGUUGCGAGAGGUUUCCAUGUCACUUUAACCAAGCCUUGGCUCCUGGAUUCCGUUUUUAUUUUUCUGAAGAGAUUUUCACAGUGGAUCUUCCUCCUAACCAUAUCAAAUCCAUCUGUCUCUGGCUGUUGAAACAUUCAUAUAGCAUCCAAAUACAUAAUUUCAGAUUAAAGCCACUGAGCAUUUAGGAAAAAUAGGGAAUUGGAGACAAACAGCAUGGAUGUGUUCAAAGCAAGCCAUGUCCAAGAAAUUUAUCAGAGAUUUCUGAAGAAGUUAGUGUUUGGAUAAACAAAGAUAAUGCAGUGGAUGUAUUUUAUAUGGCUUUCCUGAAAGUACCAGAUGAAGUGUCUCACAAGAGGUUUUUUAGAGAAGAAAAAGAUGUGAGUCUUAUGAGGUAUUGUAGUUGGGAUAGGUACUUUGUGGCAGAUGGGAAAACAAGGGAUUAUGGGAAAUGGAUUGUUGAUUCGGCAAAAGGCUAAGUCCCAGGCGUCGGUGCUGGAUCUAUUUUUGUUUUCUUAUAAACCAAUGGUGGACUCUUAGGAACAUCUGCUGAUGAUGGGUGGACAACGAUGAGACUGGAAGGAUGGAGAUGGGCCAGUGGAAGACCAGCGACAGAUGGAAUUAGAGCUGGAGAAGUGUGAGCUAGUACCUUUGGUGAGGAAAUCAAAGACUGGACUAUGCAAUAGAAAUAAACUGAAAAGUGACAAUAACCAAAAGAACUGCAUGUGUAGCUUGUUAAGACUCUUAAGAGUCAUUGACUAUCAUUCUGAUAGUCAUUGAUAAAAAGUAUACAAUAGAAAUGAAAUAUGGAUGAUUUUCCACACAGCAAUAGCGCAUCGUGAUAGGACAAUAUGAGCUUUUGAUGUCUCUUUGUAGAAAGUAUGUUAGAUCUAUAGGAAAGAUUAAAAUGAAAAAUCACCAGUUUGAUGCCAGAUACAGGAAUUGCAAUCGUGAUUGAGGCUUUGACAUGCUGUAGCCAUUUUUUACUGGUUCAAAGUAGAUUCUGAGGAGAUUUAAUAAAGAUUAUCUUAAAUUGUGAGGUUUGAUUGAGUUUUGAAUAAUGAUUUGCCUUGGUUGGUGAGUUAAUGAUUUGGAUGAAGGGACUCAGUGAUUGAAACCAAUUUUGCUCCUUAUGCUAAUAUGGAGAUGAAGGCAAGUGAGGAUGUUACACAGAUUAAUUAGCAAAGAGUAGAAUGUGGGAAGUUGUGAGAUUGUCCACAUUGGUGGGAGGAUAGAAAAAGCAGAACGUAACUUAAAUGAGGAGAUACUGCAAAAUGCUGUGGGAUCUGAAUGUCCCCAAAUCGGAAAAAGCCAGCAUACAACAACAGCAAUUAGCAAGGCAACUGGAUUGCCAACCUUUAUGAUAAAGGGGCUGCAGUAUAAAAUUAGGGAAGUUUUGCUACAACUCUGUGCAGCAUUCGUGCAAUUGCACAUCGAGUAUCGUGCACAAUUUUAAUCCCCUUCUUAAAGGAGGAGUAUACUUGAAUGGGAAACUAUCCAAAGAAGGAUGAUAAGGCUGCAUUUUGGGAUGAGUGUUGUGUCUCAUGACGAAAGGGUGAACAGUUUGGAGGUAUUCCCAUAGCAAUUUGGAAGGAUGAAAGAUGAUCUUAUGAGGUGUACAAAUUCUCCGGGUGGGGGGGUGGUGAUAGGGACUUGACACAAUGGUUGUUGACAGGAUGUUUUCCCCCAGUGUGGAUUCUAGAACUAACAGUCAUUUAAGAUGGAGUUGAGCAGGAAUUUCUGUGGAAUUUUCAAAAUUCUGUGCCCCAGCCAGCAAAGGAGGCUGGUCAUUGAACAUAUCUAAGGCUGGGUUCAACACAUUUUCAGUCUACAAGAGAGUUAAGUGUUAUGGGGGACAGGCAGGAAAAUGGAGUUAAGGUCACAAUCAGAUCUACCAUGUUCUUAAUGAAUGUCAGAGAAAGCUUGGGGGCUGAAUGGUCUACUCUUGCUCCUGUUUCCUGUGCCCUGUGUUAUAUGAAGUGUCAUCAAAUUCAUUUUGUCACUGAGGGAAUGAGAUUAAGCUUGAGAAGAAUCUCCUUACCCAGGGAGUCACUGCAAUAAAAUUGGCCCAGUGGGAAGAAAUUUACCCAUUAUGGUGUCUAGGGCUAUUAGUCACAAUAGCACUUGAUGUUAUCAAUGAAAAGCAAACACGCAGUUUCCACAAGUCUAUGUCAAAGUGGCACACUGGUAUUAAGUUUCUCCCACGGUGUUCUUCCACUGAAAAAUGGCUGAGGUGGAGACCAUUGCAUCUUUUCAGAGAAAAUUGAACACAUGCUUGAAACAGAAGCAGAUGUGGGGUUUUAUUGAUACUGUGUGUGUGAGAGACAGGGGAAGUAGUUUUAGAUUGGUCGCACAAAAUCAAAUAUAGACCUGGUGAGCUGAGUGGCCUUUUACUGAGCUAUGAUCGUCUGGAGAUCUGUUCAACUGCCAGCACUCUGAGUUCACGUCGAUAAUUGCAAGUAUGUGAUUGUCUCUCUCAAAUGUUUACUAAAUGUCCAUGCGAUAGCAUUUUCCUGUAUGCGCAGUAGUUCUAUAUUUUGAAUUUUACAACCAGGUAUUUUCUGCAUAUCUAUUAAACGACAGUGUGCUGGGCUCAAUGGAACCAACAUUGAUUUUUAAUUUAGCCCCUUUGUUUCUGUGAAUCCGAAUGAGCUGAAUCGUUGAGACGCCAAUGGCUGAUGGAAAGAUUAGCUGGGCUGGAAAAUUUGGAGUUUUUCUGAGAGUAAUGAUUUGGAGACAUGUUGGAAGAGAAAUAGUUAGAGUAGGUGGAUUCCAGUCUUUGAGAAAUCUACUGAAGGGACCAAUGAUACAAUAUUAAACACAAAAGGUUUAGAAUAGGAGGCAGAUUGAAUCUCUUUAUCCAGAAUACUGUGAUGUAAAAAAUUUGUUUGGGCCAGCAUUUACUGCUCAGAUACAGAGUGGAUUACUAUGCCAUUCCAGAGGAUUGUUAAAGGUCAAAUAUACUGCUGUCAGUCUGCAUAUACAUGGAAUCCAAGUAAGGAUAUUGAUUUAUUUCCCAAAAGGAGAUUACUGAGCUGCCUGGGUUUUUACAACAAUGUUUGCUGUUAAGCUAGCUUUUUAUUGAAGACAAUUUUCAGUAUUGGCCAUGGUGGGAUUGAACCCAGAACAUUAACCUACGGUUUUACAUUACUACAUCACCAUCAGGCUACUGUCCCCUCUUACAGAACUUACAUCUAGAGAUGAAGAACAUCCGGAGCUUGGCAACAUUUAAAAUUAGCUUAAUGUGCAGAUGAAGGCAAAGGGGGUUAAUGAAAAAGCAUGAGAAAAGAGUAAGUAAAUUUGAUCAGGGUUAAUUGCUCGCAUUGCAGAUGAACAGCUACAUGAACUGAUGGGACCAGCAUAAGCAUUUCUUUAUUGCAGGUCCUGGGUAUUUAUAAAUAAAAAUGUAAAUCGCUGGAAAAAAUCAGCAAGUAGAGUUAUCAGACUUGAAACGUUAACUCUGUUGCUCUCUCCAGACCUCCUGAAAUACUCCAGCAAUUUCUGUUCUCAUUUCAGAUUUUUAAUUUUUUUUGCUUUUGUUUAUCUAGGUAUUUAUACCUAUGCUCUGAUGUAGCAUUGUGUUACAAUGCAGGAUUGCCUUACAACACGGUGUUCUUUGCAAUUCAGUGUUUUGUUACAAUGCAGUAUUGUGUUAUAAUGUGGUAGAUUGCAAUUAUUGAUUGAGUCAUUGAUAAUUGUAAUGUGAUUUAAUUGAAGGUGAUUCACUGAGUCAGUCUUAUGUUGGCGUUAAUCCCAAUGCAGUAUUUUGAUGCGAUUCUGUACUCUGCUGCGAUGCAGUAAUGUGUGUGAUAUGGCAGUCUGUAUUGUUGACCAUUGGAUUAGCGUUCAAUGCUGUGUUUCCAUUUCAGCGUGUUCUGAUCUUUCAUCGGAAUGUGUUGUGUAAGCUAAUGAUUCUGAAAGGGUUAACGCAUUGACUUUCACCCAAUCCAAUGAUGUCAUACAAGCUGAGAUGUAGAUAAAGCAGAGAUAACAGAGAUGCUGGAGAAUCUGAGAUAUCAAGGUGUAGACCUGGAUCAACACA